AUGGCAAAAGCGCCUCCUAAGCCUGAAGGCGGUAUCGCGGUUACGGAUCCGGAUUUCUGGCCGCGGCAACCGCGGGCGGUGGACGACAAAAUGGCCUCACUGAGGUCGAGCUACUCGUUGAUUUCUGACCACAACAACGGGACUUUGGUAGGGAGCGCAGGGCGGCCUGCGUGGUUUGAAAUGCCGCCCGCUGAGCGAGCCGAGGUUUUAAAAAAGUGGGGCCGUGUCGCGCUCACGGCGGAUUGUUAUCAAGCACUGGGGGAGAUUUUCGAGGGCGAUCCAAGUAUCAGGCCCAUCGAUGGUGGUUUAGCGAUUGGUGCGAGUGAACAUCUCGCCGAAAGUUCCCUAUCCGAGCCAAGUUCAUGUGGCACGAAGCGGACGCGGACCGAAGAUAUUGCAGAGAGGAUGCACGAUGUGAUGAAGAAGACCAUCAAGUCCAUGGAGGAUAUUGCGCAACGGGAUCAUGAAAUAUACCUGCAACAUCAGAAAGAAGAAAACGAAAAGACCCGCUCAUUGCUCCGCGAACUAUUUUCUAGUCAGUAA
Phytophthora sojae is the source of this 543-nucleotide messenger RNA. RefSeq lists its product as hypothetical. NCBI's taxonomy places the organism in Eukaryota, Oomycota, Peronosporomycetes, Peronosporales, Peronosporaceae. The record is from RefSeq and is a predicted model, not a curated record. The coding region runs from base 1 to 543 and encodes 180 amino acids. The transcript has a single exon.